Messenger RNA from Hydatigera taeniaeformis, 2214 nucleotides. The record is from the annotation of a GenBank genome assembly. NCBI's taxonomy places the organism in Eukaryota, Metazoa, Platyhelminthes, Cestoda, Cyclophyllidea, Taeniidae.
AUGACGUUCAGCUUAGUACUUCUGGCGAAGGAUCUUAGUAUUCGAUGGAGGCACCUGCCAACUUUUCUAUGCGGCUCCCUAGACUGGCCAAACUUAAAACUUUCUUUCAACAUAUCGUCCAAAGGGGGUAUCAUGCGGACGGUCUUUCUUCGCCGGUCAAGGAAAGCGGUCGCUUUGGGUGGUCUCUGUGUGUUUAUAGUUGUGUUUUAUUUCCUCCAAAGUUACCACUCACCCGAUCUGAUCAGUCCUCCCUCCAUUGUUGUUGAUGGGGUGGAUUCUCCUGCCGAAAAUCAUGUUAAACAUCCUCCAAACCUUGUUGAAUUGCACCGGGGUCCUCAUCAGCCCGCUGCGGUACAGAAACACCUUGAAAAUAUUCAUGUUGAUGGCCCAGUUCUGGACGCCCUUCCCGAUAAUGCACAGGUUGCUCAGGACGCCCUUGACGCUAUUCACGAAGCUGCUGCUGAAGAUGAAAAGCAGCAAGCCGCCAAUCUUGCCCCACCUGAUGGUCCAUUUAUGAAUCCACCACAUCAGAAUCAACGUUUUGAAGCUGAUAAGGAAUUGGUUCAGGAUUCUGUUGAUGAUGAAGGAAUUCCCUUCCAUUUAACCCCAAGGAGGCCUCCAGAAAAGUCUACUGUCUACUCAAAAGGCCCCGGCGAAGGUGGCAAAGCAGUUGUGAUAAAAAAGGAAGGGCUCCCUCCGGCAGAACGGGAGAAAUAUGAUGAGGGAGAGAAGAAUAACGCUUUCAAUGAGUACGCCAGCAAUAUGAUUAGCGUUCGGCGCUACCUUCCCGACAUGCGGGAAUCUCAAUGUCUCGAUUUCAAGUACAAUCGACAUCACGAUCCGGCUUCCAUCAUUAUCUGCUUUCACAACGAAGCUUGGAGUGUUCUCCUGCGCUCCGUCCAUUCCAUCUUCGACCGAUCGAAGGAGGAACUUGUCAAGGAGGUCAUUUUGGUUGAUGAUGCCUCUACAAUGGAUCACUUAAAGAAGCCGUUAGAGGUGUACAUGGCUGGUCUGGAGAAGGUGAGAAUUAUCCGGGCGGUGGAGCGUCAAGGUCUGAUUCGAGCACGAAUGCUCGGCGCUAAAGCUGCUACCGGCAAGAUCCUCGUCUUCCUCGACUCUCACAUAGAAUGUACCACUGGCUGGUUAGAGCCCCUGUUGGACAGGAUAGCGGAGAACCGUACAAAUGUGGUGGUUCCAGUAAUAGACGUUAUCAGCUCUGAGACGCUACAGUACAACCACGCUCCAUCAAGGAGCAUUCAGGUGGGUGGCUUUGACUGGAGCCUCAUCUUUCGUUGGCAUCCCAUCCCGCCUCGCGACGCCAAUCGACCUGGGGCUCCAAACUCACCCGUCCGAACUCCCACCAUGGCUGGUGGUUUGUUUGCCAUUUCCGCGGCCUUCUUCGAGAGGCUGGGCUGGUACGAUCCGGGCUACGAAGUCUGGGGAGCGGAGAAUCUUGAGCUGUCCUUCAAGACAUGGAUGUGCGGGGGGCAGUUGGAGACGAUACCCUGCAGUCAUGUGGGGCAUAUCUUUCGCACUCGUUCGCCCUACUCUUGGAAGGUGAAGCAAGCCAAUCCUCUGAAGCACAACCUCCUGCGUCUUGCCGAGGUUGUACUCGGGGACGAUUUUAAGCAGUAUUACUUCAGUCGUGUCAACUAUCGAGAGACUGAGAUGGGCGAUGUCUCCGAUCGGAAGAAGAUACUGAAGGAUUUAAACUGCAAGUCUUUCAAGUGGUUCAUCGACAACAUUUACCCCGAAUUGUUUAUUCCGGGUGAUUCAAUUGCAUCCGGUGAGGUGAGUCCUCAAACUGUUCUUGAUUGUUUAGGGUAUACGAUUCGGAACGUCCUUACCCAGCACUGUAUGGACGCACCAACGCAUGAGAAGAAGGCAAAAAUCAAAUUGGUUGGCUACCCUUGCCAUAACCAAGGUGGCAAUCAGUUCUGGUUAUUGAGUAAAACAAAUGAAAUUAGGCGCGAUGACUAUUGCCUGGAUUCUGGGUUCGAGCCGCCAUACAUCACUGUCAGCAACUGUCACUCACAAGGGGGCAACCAACGCUUUGAGUACACUGAUGCUGAUGAGAUGAAACAGGGCGGGCUCUGCAUGACUAUCAGCAGUGACGGAAAGUCAAUAACCAUGGAGAAGUGUAACGGAUCGGACAGACAAAAGUGGGCGAUGAACCGAAAGCCCUUUGUACCGGGCAAGAAGGCGGAACGAUAG